Messenger RNA from Notothenia coriiceps (black rockcod), 4698 nucleotides. RefSeq names its product fibroblast growth factor receptor 2-like. Gene Ontology annotation, biological process: protein phosphorylation; fibroblast growth factor receptor signaling pathway; multicellular organism development. The record is from RefSeq and is a predicted model, not a curated record. Gene Ontology annotation, cellular component: plasma membrane; signaling receptor complex. Lineage: Eukaryota; Metazoa; Chordata; Actinopteri; Perciformes; Nototheniidae. Gene Ontology annotation, molecular function: fibroblast growth factor receptor activity; fibroblast growth factor binding; ATP binding.
AAUGACACCCACUGAAGUGAAGGAGGAGGGCAGUGUGUGGAGACGUAAGGAGGAGAAAAAACCCUAGUAAACCUGACAAAGCGUCUGAGAAACAGUGCGAGGACUGACGGCGGAAGGAGAGAAAGAGACGCAAAGACGCUCAUUUCACCAGGGGAACGCACACUGAUGGAUUUUAUGACAUUUUGCAUCGGACAACUACCUUGUCGUACCUUUUAAAACCCCGUUCCACCUCCGUAGUAGCUGCAAACUUUCUUUUUAGUUGACAAGUGCGCUGCUCGGGAACACUGGGCAUGUUCUGCCCUCUGGAAGAAACUUGGUGACGGGGAGGAAAGUUUCUGGAGGAGCGGUAUGGUUUUCCGAGCUGUUUACCAAGGAUAACGCGUGUGAACUCGGAUUUCUUUACAUGGCAUUGGACUAUGCUGCCAGUCGGGGUUGGAAUAUAUCCUCUGAUCUGAGUAGAUACCGGCUGUUUGUGGAAUAGUAAGCUGAAAAAGGCAGCGCCUCGCAGAUUUUUUUUGGUGCAUUGUGGAGUUGGAGACAUUCCUCCCUCCGGAUUCAGCUCAUGCUCUCUCCUCCCUUAUCUGUGCAUGCCAAAACAGAGAUCUCCUCGAUUUUAUUCCUCCAUGCCCAGGUGAUUGGGUGAAUUUCCGCUGAGUGACAGGCCGACCCUGCAGCAGUUGAUGGUUGGGCGGACUCCCUCAGAUGGGAUCAGUGUCCAGGGGGAGGUGGAGAAGGGGAGUAUGGGGAGCACUUGCCCCCACUAACGGGAUGGCCUCGUGGGCCUGGCUGCUGGCCGCUGUCCUGCUGUCCCUGCUGACCGUCAGCGUGGCCCGGCCGCCCCUAACCGCAACCAAGGAAGAAGAGGCCACUCUGGAACCUGAAGAGGCCUCGAACAAAUACCAAAUUUCUAAGCCCACGGUGUGCUCAGUGCACCCGGGGGACUUGCUGAAGCUGAGCUGCCCUCUGCCACAGACGGGGACCAUCACCUGGACCAAAGAUGGCAGCUCUCUGGGCAUCAACAAUCGCACGGUGAUAGAGCAGGAGGUGCUGCAGAUCCGUGACGCCACGGCCAAGGACUCGGGCCUGUACACCUGCACCAGCGUGGGCAAAGACACGGUCUGCUUCAUAGUAAAUGUCACAGAUGCCAUCUCGUCGGGGGAUGAUGAGGACGAUACAGAGCGAUCAGAGGACACUGGGGCGGACGGAGAGCAGUUAAGCGCUCCGUAUUGGACCUCGUCAGCAAAGAUGGAGAAGAAGCUGCAUGCGGUGCCAGCUGCCAACACAGUCAAGUUCCGCUGUGCUGCAGGAGGCCACCCCAAGCCUAAGCUGCGCUGGCUCAAAAACAGCAGGCCUUUCCGCCAAGAGGACCGCAUGGGAGGGUAUAAGGUGCGUAGCCAGCACUGGACCCUGAUCAUGGAGAGCGUGGUGCCGUCGGACAAGGGCAACUACACCUGCCUGGUGGAGAACGAGUACGGAGCCAUCAACCACACCUACACCCUGGACGUAGUGGGUCAGUCCCCUCAUCGACCGAUCCUCCCAGGCGGUCUCCCGGCCAACACCACAGUAAACGUCGGGGAGGACGCGUUCGUCUGUAAGUUCUACAGCGACGCCCAGCCUCACAAUCCCAGUGGCCUCAAACACAUCACUCAGAACGUUAGUCGCUACGGCCCCGACGGACACCCAUACGUCCGAGUGUUGAAGGUACAUUUUCCGGACGUGGAGAUGCUCACCCUCACCAACGUGACGGAGGCGGGACCUGGGGAGUAUAUCUGUAAAGUCUCCAAUUAUAUAGGCGAGGCCAACCCAGUCGGCUGGCUCACAGUCGUCCCAGCCCUUGAGAAAACCCCAGGGCCCCUUUCCCCAGACUAUGUGGAGAUCGCCAUAUACUGCGCGGGCGUCUUCCUCAUCGCCUGCAUGGUGGGCAUCGUGGUGGUGUGCCGCAUGAGGAACACUGCAAAGAAACCCGACUUUGGGAACCAACCGGCAGUCCACAAACUGAGCAAGCAGAUGCCCUUGCGCCGCCAGGUGUCCACAGACUCCAGCUCUUCCAUGAACUCCAGUACGCCACUGGUACGCAUCAAAACACGGCGGGGCUCUGCGCACGACGACCCGAUCCCGGAGUAUGAUCUUCCCGAGGAUCCGCGCUGGGAGUUUUCCAGGGACAGGUUGACCCUGGGCAAACCCCUCGGUGAAGGCUGCUUUGGUCAAGUGGUGAUGGCCGAAGCGCUGGGCAUCGAUAAGGACAAACCCAAGGACGCUGUAACGGUCGCUGUCAAGAUGCUGAAAGAUGACGCUACUGAGAAAGACCUAUCUGACCUGGUGUCAGAGAUGGAGAUGAUGAAGAUGAUUGGCAAGCAUAAGAACAUCAUUAAUCUAUUGGGAGCCUGCACCCAAGACGGCCCCCUCUAUGUGAUAGUGGAGUACGCCUCUAAAGGCAACCUGAGGGAGUACCUCCGAUCCCGCAGGCCGCCCGGCAUGGAGUACUCCUACGACAUCACCCGGGUCUCAGACGAGCAGCUUACUUUCAAAGAUCUGGUGUCCUGCACUUAUCAGGUGGCACGGGGCAUGGAGUACUUAGCAUCACAGAAGUGUAUACACAGAGACCUGGCAGCCAGGAACGUCCUGGUCACGGAGAGCAACAUCAUGAAGAUCGCCGACUUCGGCCUGGCCAGGGACGUCCACAACAUCGACUAUUAUAAAAAGACGACCAAUGGUCGUCUCCCGGUAAAAUGGAUGGCUCCAGAGGCGCUAUUCGACCGGGUCUACACACACCAGAGUGAUGUCUGGUCAUUUGGGGUGCUGAUGUGGGAAAUCUUCACCCUAGGGGGCUCUCCGUACCCUGGCAUCCCCGUCGAAGAGCUGUUCAAGUUGCUCAAAGAGGGACAUCGCAUGGACAAGCCCGGAAACUGCACCAACGAGUUGUACAUGAUGAUGAAAGACUGCUGGCAUGCCAUCUCAUCCCAUAGACCCACCUUCAAGCAGCUAGUAGAGGAUCUGGAUCGCAUCCUCACCCUCAACUCCAACGAAGAGUAUCUGGACCUGUGCGCCCCAGCAGAGCAGUAUUCCCCCAGCUUCCCAGACACUCGCAGCUCCUGCUCCUCCGGUGACGACUCCGUGUUUUCCCACGAUCCCUUACCGGACGAGCCCUGCCUCCCCAAGUACCAGCACAUCAACGGAAACGUCAAAACAUGAGCCCCCCACCCAUCCUUUCUACCCAAGCCUUACCCCUUGACGUCCCAAAACACACGUUGCACACGUACAAAUCCUCCCAUCUCCUGCCCCCCCAUCACCCCCUGGCUCCCGGUGGACUAAUGGACCCAGAUAGGACUGGGCUGGUGGCAGCGCUGCUGUCACACACUCAUACUGCCAUGCACACACACACUAUGUGCUCACAUGAGGUCUUAAAGGAGAGGACAGGGACCCUACAGAAGCUGUUUUAUAUUGACUGAAUGAAUUGACGUUCCUUGGGGACCCCCCUCCUCCUCUUACUUCAUAUAAACACACAGACUUCUCAGUGCUGUUCUCAUGUUUGUGCCCGGAGGUUUCUACAAUCGAUGACGUUACUUGUUUGGUGAUCUCAUUCCAGAGGCUGGCAUUCCAAGACUUUUAUUUGCUCCUGGAGGAAUGUAUGGACCGAUAUGAACUUUGAAACAAAAACAAGGGACAAGAAGAGGACGAUAAAUAGGAAAUGGACUGCGAGACAGAGCUUCAACUAACAAAACAGAGGAAUAGAAGGAGAGUACAUAUAGGAACGGCUCUCAUGUUUAUUUUGUAAUAUUGAUGCAUUUCUUUUUCAGUUCUCCUAAACCUUCCCAAUUAUUCUGGAGAGAAAAAUACACAGUAUAAUGUAUAGUGCUGGGUAUAUUUGUAAAUAUAUUCAAAAAUGUAUAAAUAUAUAUUAUAUAUUUACAAUGAAUUAUUUUUUGUAUGGACUCUGAAAUAACCCCAACCCUUCCUACCGUACUUUGAGUCUGACGCAGGCAUUUUAACAGGUUAUGUGUCCUAUAUUUCUCUUCACACUCACACAUACAGACGAAGACACACAAUUUAAUACACAAAAACACCUGUUUUACUCGGACUCAGUAACACAGUUGAGUAUUGGCUUUCAGGGACUGAGGUAGCAUGUUAAUUUAUUGACUUAUGUUUUAUGAAAUGAUCAAAAAAGUCUGUAAAAAAAGAACAAAAGCAACAUGGCAGAAAUGAUGACAUUAAUGAUGCAGAUAAUACAUAAAUAAUCCAUUACAUUUAUGGUAAUUUAAAAUGAUCUUUCGGCAGUAACAGAAGAAGCUAUUUUUAGUUGGUUUGAAAGAUCCAGGGUUUGUAAUUUUUAUAUAUGAAUGUGAAUAUUAAGUUAAAUUUUUAAAAACUGUAAAUUUUAUAGUCAGCUAAUCCCUUUCUUAUGUAGAUGUUGACGCCAUUUCUAUCCAGUCAUUGUACUCUUUCUAAUGCUUUGCUUUAGGAAACGAGAUUUAUUUCUGGAUAUUUAUAUAUGAUUGACAGAAAAAGAUUUUGGAAUACUAGCAAUCCUUCCCUGACUUAGACACAAUAUAGACUCUAAAUUUAUUUUACAGAAUUGAAAGCUGAAAAACAAAGUAUUAAAUAAUUCAAGUGUUUUUUCUCUUUUUCUACUGGACCAACUUUAAGAUGUUCUUUUGCAAGUGUUCAUGCUACAUUUGCGAAAUAAAAGAUGGAAACAUA